AGUUAGUUUGACAACAGGUUUGCUUGUUAAUGACUUCAAGUCUACUGCAUUUCAGCCAAAGACAGGACAAUAUCUUCUCAGAUUCUGCGCCCCCAUGGCUUUGAGCUAUUGCUCCAACUGCCUUAAGCCGGAGAUAAGCAGCUUUCAGCAAGCAGAAAAAGAGCUGGCAGGAGAUUAUCAUUUAGACUCAGUCUCAGGUUUUGAUAGCAGUUUAGCUCUCUUGGACACUUUUAUUGAUCCAUUUCUCCAGCCAGGCGGGCUCCUUUUCUCGGAUGGCUACACCAACCUCCUCCCUUCUUUGUCUUCUCCACCUGAGUACAUCAUCUCUAGUUUCCCACCCGAGGAGUUUGAAUUUGAGUUGUGCCAGGAGUACCCCAAACGCCAAAAGAAUGUUUCAAAUUAUUACUGCUCAAAUUUUGGGGCUAACUUCUUGGCUGGUUUCGUUCCAAAUUCUGCUCCAGGCCCGGCUGCCACAGACUUGUUCUUGCCAAAAAUCCCUGUGCCACUGCCAGAGUUUGAGCCCGAAAUGCCCACUUUCAAUUGUGAGAAUGAGAAUGCCAAGAAAACAAGUCCAGUUAGCGUGUCUAACCUGCAGAGCAUUGCCGCACGUCAAAGGAGAAGGAAAAUAACUGACAAGACACAGGAGCUGGGAAAGCUCAUCCCUGGUGGCCAUAAGAUGAGAACUGCUGAGAUGCUCCGGGCUGCUUAUAAGUAUGUCAACUUCUUGCAGGCUCAAGUUGGAGUUCUUGAAGCCAUGUGGUCAUUUCAUCAGGGUAAGGAAGAAGCAUUAAUGCAUUCACAAGAACUCCCAAACUUGCUUGCAUCUCAAGCAAUUCAAGAGAAGUUGUAUUCCGAAGAAAAGUGCUUGAUCCCUAAAGAUUUCGUGCAAACUCUGGCCAAUGAUUAUCAGAUUCAAUCAAAGCCUUUGAUAAUCGAGGAAAUCAAUAGGAUUCUUCUCACUAGCUAGCCACUAUGAUUUUAAUUUCCCAGUAUUAACUAGUUAGAAAUAUUUUUGUUGUAUUUUCCCAGCUAAUUUAGUACUUGCUAA
Theobroma cacao (cacao) is the source of this 1048-nucleotide messenger RNA. Lineage: Eukaryota; Viridiplantae; Streptophyta; Magnoliopsida; Malvales; Malvaceae. The record is from RefSeq and is a predicted model, not a curated record.